AAACAAUCCCCAGCCUCCCCCCCCCGGCGCAACAUGACACAAUACCCCAAACGUAUCCCUUCGAUCCCAUACGCGGAUUCGUCAAAACCCCUUCAAACCCUCGACAUAUGGCUUCCCCGGCCUCUCGAGCGAUCUGACCCCAAGUACACCACAUGGAUCGUCUAUGUCCACGGCGGCGCCUGGCGUGACCCAACGCAAGACUCGCGCUGCAUUGAGCCCACCCUUGCCCACCUGCUCAAGUCCUACUCCCCCACCAUCGACAAACUUGCAGGCAUAGCAUCACUCAACUACCGCCUCUCGCCCUACCCUGCGCAUCCUACUUCGCCCAGCACGCCCUCCGAUGCCUCGCGCAACGUAGUGCAUCCCGAGCAUGUGCAAGACGUCGCUGCCGCACUGCGGUUUUUGAGGGAGUAUGGAAUGCAGCGCUGGGUAGGCGUGGGACAUAGCUGCGGCGCGACGCUGUUGCUGCAGUAUGUGUCUGGGACUGGCCUCUCUGCAUCAUCUGACCAAGAAGGAGGUGGACCAGAAGGACUGGUAUUGUUGUGUGGCAUUUACAACAUCCCGCUGCUUCUGCAGAACCACAACCCACCCACCUGUCCCGAGAACAUUAGUAGGAUCUACUACAACUUCAUCACUGGGGCAUUCGGCAACGACCCGUCUGCCUACCGUGGUGUGAGUCCUGUGGCGGGCCAGUAUGGUACACGGCGCUGGAAAGAGGGCAAAUUGAUGAUACUGGCGCAUAGCUAUGAGGACGAGUUGAUUGAGCGGCAGCAAAGGGAUGUCAUGUGCGUAGCGCUUGAUCGCGAGGAGUGGGGGAUCGUGAUGGAGGAUGGGGACGGGGAGGCAGAGAUCGGGGAGGGGAGUAGGGUACUGGAGGUCAGGGACUUGAAAGGUGGACACGAUUGGAUUUGGGAGGAUGGCGAACAGAUUGCGAAGCUGCUUGCUGAUGUUGUGGGAAGGUUGGUGAGGUGAGUAGAUGCUUCCAGAGGUAGUUGAGUCGAUCAUGACAUAGUAGAUAAGUUAGGUUACUCGGCAGGUGAAGGUUUGACCAGUGAACCACUGCUUCACUUAUGUGAUGACUUUUGCUACUGAUACAGCGUGGUAUAAUAUACAAUCGAUCCGUGUUUC
Messenger RNA from Didymella exigua CBS 183.55, 1128 nucleotides. RefSeq lists its product as uncharacterized. The record is from RefSeq and is a predicted model, not a curated record. Bases 34 to 972 code for a protein of 312 amino acids. The transcript is spliced from 2 exons. Gene Ontology annotation, molecular function: arylformamidase activity. NCBI's taxonomy places the organism in Eukaryota, Fungi, Ascomycota, Dothideomycetes, Pleosporales, Didymellaceae.